Molecule: messenger RNA, 3862 nt
Organism: Cucurbita moschata (crookneck pumpkin)
Lineage: Eukaryota; Viridiplantae; Streptophyta; Magnoliopsida; Cucurbitales; Cucurbitaceae
Product: pumilio homolog 1-like
Exons: 9
Coding region: 406-3555 (1049 amino acids)
Biological process (GO): post-transcriptional regulation of gene expression
Cellular component (GO): cytoplasm
Molecular function (GO): mRNA binding
Source: RefSeq, a predicted model, not a curated record
CUGUCUCCUUUCUCUUUGCAUUCUUCUUCUCUGAGAAAAGAGAGCAAAAAAAAAUGGCUAAGCCCUUCUUCUUUCAUCAUCUUUUCGUUUUACACACAAUCUGGUGCUCAUAAUCUAAACACUAAUCAAUAACUAAAGGAAACCCCAAGUUUUGACGAACAGAGCUAUUUCGUUUUUUUUCCCAGUUUUUUCUGCCUCUCCGUUUGGAUUCUUGUUUUCAUAUUAUGGGGUUGUAAUUUUUUGGGCUGGAAAUUGGUUGUUUCAGACCUUUAAACGAAAACCCACUUGUAUUGUUUCGAUUUUGAGCUGGUUUUUAGCUCAAAGUUGGGAGCUUUUUUACGCAGUUCUUUUUUUUUUUUUUUUUUUUGUUUUUUCAUUAUCAUUUUUUUGAUUUUGGGGGUAGUUAUGGUUACCGAUGCUUAUUCGAAAUUUGGGACUGAUAUUUCACUGCGAUCGGCGCUGAAAAGUGGCGAUUAUGGUGAGGAUUUGGGGAUGUUGAUACGGCAACAGAGGCAACAGCACGAAGCUGUGAAUGACAGAGAGAAGGAACUCAGCCUUUGUCGGAGUGGCUCUGCGCCGCCGACCGUCGACGGCUCUUUAACCGCCGUUGGAGGUAUGUUUAAUGCUUCCGACUUAUUGGGAUUCAACAAAACUGCCGGAAAAGGUUUCAUUUCUGAUGAAGAGCUUCGUUCUGAUCCCACUUAUGUUAACUAUUAUUAUUCCAAUGUGAAUCUGAACCCUCGCCUUCCGCCACCGCUUCUCUCUAAGGAGGAUUGGCGGUUUGCACAGCGGUUGCACGGCGGAGGCGCCGUGGGGUUGGGGGGAAUUGGAGAUAGGAGGGAAGGUUGUAGAGGCGGUGAUGAAGGGGCAAAUGGGAAUGGAUCACUUUUCAUGUUGCAGGCUGGAGUUGGAGCCAACGAGGAUUCCGGUAUCGAAUCAAGGCGGGUCGCUGGCGAUUGGGCCGGCGAUGGCCUUAUUGGGCUGCCGGGGUUGGGAGUCGGCAGUAGGAAGAAAAGCAUUGCAGAGAUCCUUCAGGAUGAUUUAAGCAACGGAAUAACUAUCUCCCGACAUCCUUCUCGUCCGACUAGCCGCAAUGCAUUUGACGAAACUCUGGAAGCUUCAGAAAGCCAAUUUGCUUACUUACAUCAAGAUAUGGCAACAAUUGGUGGGAACAAACAGGGGAUAUCGGCAGUCCAAGGAGCUGGUGCCUCUACCCCUCAUACAUAUGCAUCAGCUGUAGGAGCCUCUUUGUCGAGAACUACGACUCCCGACCCUCAAAUCAUAGCGAGAGCUCCGAGUCCUCGUAUUCCUCAAGUUGGUGGGAGGGUAUCUAGCACUGUGGAUAAAAGAAGUGCUUGUGGUCCAAAUUCUUUCAAUGGGGUUUUGCUGCAGUCGAGUGAUUCUGCAGACCUGGUGUCUUCGUUUUCUGGCAUGAAUUUGUCAACAAAUGGUAUUCUAGAUGAUGAGUGCCACUUGCGGUCGGAUAUUCAGCAGGAGAUCGAUGAUCGUCAUAACUUUUUCAAUCUGCAAAGUGAUCAAAAUGAUAUGAAAAUGUUCCUUAGUUUAAAGAACUCAGAUUCUGGGAAGUUUCAUCUGCAUUCAUCUUCUCAUUCAGCUAGAGGAUCUCAUCAAAUUAAUUCUCUUGCAACAGGUGUGGAUCAAGCAGAAUUCAACAAACAAGCUGUUUCUUCCCCUACUUCAUAUAUGAAGGGGCCAUAUAAACAAACGCUUAAUAAUGCACGAGGUUCACCAUCUCGCAAUCAGAAUCUUGAAAAUGCGAAUUCUUCGUUCUUGAAUUAUGGAUUCAGUGGCUAUACUUCUAAUCCUCCAGUUUCGUCCAUCGUUGGGACUCAUCUCGGCAGUGGUAAUUUACCACCUCUGUAUGAGAAUGCUGCUGCUGCAUCAGCAAUGGGAAUGAAUGGCAUGAAUAAUAGAACCUUCAAUGGAUUAGCUUUAGGAUCAAGCAUGUUGGAAACAUCAGGCGAAUUUCAAAAUAACAACAGGUCGGAAAAUCAUAGUGCGAUGAGCGCUAUGCAGUUACCUGCAUUGGACCCGUCUUACAUUCAAUAUUUGGGGUCAAAUGAAUACGCUGCUGCACAGGUGAACGGCGUUAAUGACCCUCCGUUGGAUGGCGAAAGUUUGAUGGGUAAUGGAUAUAUGGAUUUAUUGGGAGUCCAGAAAGCCUACCUGGGAGCAUUGCUUUCACCUCAAAACUCACAAUUUGUUCUACCCUACUUUGGUAAAUCUGGUAGUCUAAAUCAUAAUUACUAUGGCAAUCCAGGCUAUGGUCUCGGAAUGUCGUAUCCUGGAAGUCCAUUAGCUGGAUCCCUUCUUCCUGGCUCUCCUGCUGGGUCGGGUAAUGGCAUCAACCACAUCAGUAAGCCCGUGCGCUUCUCGUCGGGAAUGAGAAAUUUUACUGGAGGUGGCAUUGGAGGUUGGCAUUCUGAAGCUGGUGGCAAUAUGAAUGGAAGUUUUGUGUCUUCUUUGCUGGAUGAGUUCAAAAGCAAUAAAAGCAAAUGUUUUGAACUUUCAGAAAUCGCUGGCCAUGUUUUCGAGUUCAGCUCUGAUCAGUACGGAAGUCGUUUCAUUCAGCAGAAACUCGAAAAUGCCUCUUUUGAAGAGAAAGACAUGGUUUUCCAUGAAAUUAUGCCACAAGCUCUUUCCUUAAUGACCGAUGUUUUUGGUAAUUAUGUUGUUCAGAAGUUUUUUGAGCAUGGAACUGCAUCUCAAAUAAGGGAACUAGCUGAUCAACUCAACGGACAUGUCCUAGCUCUCAGUCUUCAAAUGUACGGCUGCCGAGUGAUUCAGAAGGCAAUUGAAAUGGUUGACGUCGACCAGCAAACUAACAUGGUUAAAGAAUUAGAUGGUCAUAUCAUGCGUUGUGUACGUGACCAAAACGGGAACCAUGUUGUACAGAAGUGCAUUGAGUGCAUUCCUGAGGACGCGAUUCAGUUCAUUGUUUCGACAUUUUAUGAUCAAGUGGUUACACUGUCCACUCAUCCUUAUGGUUGUCGUGUUAUACAGCGAGUCCUUGAGCACUGCCAUAGCCUGAAAACGCAGCAUAUAAUGAUGGAUGAAAUUUUGCAGUCUGUCUGCACUUUGGCUCAAGAUCAGUAUGGAAAUUAUGUUGUGCAGCAUGUAUUGGAACAUGGGAAGCCACACGAACGUUCUGCUAUCAUAAAGAAACUAACUGGGCAGAUAGUUCAAAUGAGUCAACAGAAGUUCGCCUCCAAUGUCAUCGAGAAAUGUCUAACUUUUGGAAGUUCUUCUGAACGCCAGGCCUUGGUGAAUGAGAUGCUCGGUACCACCGAUGAAAAUGAGCCCCUUCAGGUUAUGAUGAAAGAUCAGUUUGCAAACUACGUUGUACAGAAAGUGCUGGAAACUUGUGAUGACCAGCAACUUGAACUAAUUCUUAAUAGGAUAAAAGUUCAUCUAAAUGCUCUCAAGAAGUACACCUAUGGUAAGCACAUAGUCGCUCGUGUGGAGAAACUCGUCGCUGCUGGAGAGAGGAGGAUAAGCAUUUUGACUCCGAAGCCAGCGCAGAUGGUUGGUUAGGGAAACAGGGAAGAAAGUUGUACAGCUAGCCGAGGAUAGCACAAAGCGCGGUGUCUCUUUCCGCUUCCGUUUAAUAUCUGUCUAGUAAGUAAUAGCUGCUGUAUUUAUAAUGAUGAUUCAGAUAGAAGCUGACUUGAAAUAAGAAAAAAAAGUACAAAAAAUAAAAAAAAAUAAAAAAGAAACAAAAAAAGAAGGAACUGUUGGCUGUACAUUUUAUAAUCUGAGAGAGUAUAGAGAAAGUGAAGAGGUAGAUGAAGAGAUCGAGGGACAGAUGAACAAAGCUGAUGGCUCUGCCCCUAAAGAGAAA